This is a messenger RNA of Lolium rigidum, 1116 nucleotides long. RefSeq names its product transcription initiation factor IIB-like. The transcript has a single exon. NCBI's taxonomy places the organism in Eukaryota, Viridiplantae, Streptophyta, Magnoliopsida, Poales, Poaceae. Gene Ontology annotation, biological process: transcription preinitiation complex assembly; DNA-templated transcription initiation. Gene Ontology annotation, molecular function: TBP-class protein binding. The record is from RefSeq and is a predicted model, not a curated record. Bases 1 to 1116 code for a protein of 371 amino acids. Gene Ontology annotation, cellular component: transcription preinitiation complex; nucleus.
AUGUGCGACGGAGCGAACAACAUGCGCUACUGCCCGGACUGCCGCCGCGUGGUCGCGGUGUUCAACCACCACGUCUCCGGCGACACCGUGUGCACCCAGUGCGCGCGCGUUCUCGACCAGCGCUACGUCGACGAGUCCUCCGAGUGGCGCUCCUUCCUCAACGACGUUGGGGGCAUUGACGGCAGCGGCCACGUCCACGCCGGCGGCGCCGCCAACCGUUUACUCGCCGACGCCGUCCAACUCAACGCCACGACGACAGCUUACCCUUCCCCAGUAAGCAACGUGCAGUCUCCCGAAGCCAGCGACAGCGACGACACACACGGAGAAGAGGGCGCCUGCUCAGUACUACCGAGGAUGCGCGGCGCGGUCGGUGCUGCAGGUCAUCCACAAGGCGGCGCCAUGCCGAAGAUGCGCGGCGCGGUCGCUGCUGCAGCAGCUCAUCCACGAGGCGGCGCCAUGCCCAAGAUGCGCGGCGCGGCACCCGACAAGUCGCUCGCCGACGCGUUCCACUCCAUCGACGACAUGGCGGAGCGGCUGGGGCUCGCGGAGCCCAUCAGGGAACGCGCCAGGGAAAUGUACAGGAAGCUGGAGGAGGCCAAGGCGUUCCCCAAGGGCGGCAAGUGCAGGAACCGGCACGCGCUCUACGCGGCCUGCCUCCACGUCGCGUGCCGCGCCGCGGGCACCCCGCGGACGUUCAAGGAGCUGGCGUCGGUGACGGGCGACAGCGCGACGGCGGGGAUCAAGGACAUCGGGAGGCUCGUGAAGCACAUCAAGGACCAUCUCGGGGAGGAAGGCGGCGCGCAGGCUGCGGGGGAGAUGAUGAUGAGCACCACCGUGCGGGCGGGCGACUACCUGCGCCGCUUCGGUUCGCUGCUCGGGAUGGGCGACCAGGAGGUGAACGCGGCGCUGGAGGCGGCGCGGAGGCUGGAGAAGAACCUGGACGUGAGGCGCAACCCUGAUUCCAUCGCCGCCUCCGUCAUCUACAUGGCAAUCCAGCGCGCCGGUGCCGACCAAUCCAUCCGUGACGUGUCGACGGCCACUGGGGUCAGCGAGGUGACCAUCAGGGAAGUAUACUACAAGGACCUGAGGCCACACGCCGAGCUGCUAUUUGGCUAG